AUGGAGGAUGCUUCAAAAUCAAGGCUUUAUGAGAAUAAUUGGAAUACGACAAUGAAUUCUAGGUGGAACAGACUCCUGAUAUUUGUAUUUUGCGUAUUGAUUCAGGCAGGAACUGCUUCAGGAGCUUCGCUAGUUGAUACAUUUGAAUUGGUGGACUCCUCUGAAAUUCAGCCUGUGAAGAGAAUACUGUCGCCAAGUCGCAAGCGGCGGUUGGGAGGAUACAGGCCUCCAGACGAUAGCGAUGUUCACUGUGACUUGUUAUCCCCUUUUCUGCAGUCAAUGUAUCCACAGUGUGCAGAUAGUGAUGAUGAAGAAGAGAUGGACCCAGACGAACGCCCCGAUGAUACGGGUAUUAGGAAUAGCUUAAUUCCGUAUGACCUUUCGGUGGGCAUUAAGAAUCGGGUUUUGAACUUGGAAGAAACCAGAUACGUUCGGUAUGUGGUAACGAAAGCCGUUUCUAAAGCCCUGUCGGACAAUUCUCCAUUUUAUAUCCCAAAAGCAAAGAAAGGUGGCAAUGGCAAUGGUGGAAACAGCAGCAGCAGCAGCAGUAGCGAUGAUAAUAGAGAUGGCAAUAGAGAAAGGCGGUUGGAAACAAAGGAGGAGACGAAGCUCCGUUUGCUAGCGGAAGAAAUGAUGUCAUGGGGAGAGGACACAGACGACGAAUUUGCUUGGGAUGAAGAUUCGCGAUAUGAGCCAACAACAACAACUAUGGCAGGCGAAGACUUACCAUCGCCUAUGAACACAAUAGCACCAACUAUCCCAAACAGGAAUUCAAGCUGGGGUGGAAACUGGAGUGAAAAUGGAACUGAAAGCUGGAUUGGAAAUGGAACUGAAAGCUGGAUUGGAAAUGGAACUGAAAGCUGGAGUGGAAAUGGAACUGAAAGCUGGAGUGGAAACUGGAGUGGAAGUGGGAAUAAUAGUUGGAGCGGAGGAGAGCAGCCUCGGCCUGCUCUACCUGGAGUAUCAUCGUCACCAUAUCCGGCACCGGAAUCUGGUCCACCACCACCAGAUGGAGGAGGCGGAGGUGGGAAUGAUCCUAGCAUAUGGCUUUGGCGUUUCUUUACUUCAGCGGAGACUCCGAUACACUCUCCGACAACCAAUACUCAGGAAGAUGUUAUGUUGUACCCCAUGAGGGUAGAAUUUGUGGCUUGGUGGAGAAAGAGAAACAAGGCCAUUGUAAAACGGCGCGUAUUAUCUGAAGUUCGCAAGGUUUGCUUUGAUGUUUGUAAUCGCGUCAUUCUGAAUGGCGAGUUGUACGAAAAUUUGGUCCAUUCCAUUGAGUGGUAUCUCGAUCACAACAGGAUAAGUCCUCAAGAGGCGGAGAUUGCAGCCUGGCUGCUGGAAGAAGGGAACAUAUUUUUCCUGGACCCAACCGAAGAUAGGCUUCCAACCUAUCUUUAUCCAUUGGAAACGGAAUGGGGAAGACGGGAAUCGGUGGGGGCGCUCCUCUUUUUCUUGACGCUGGUAGUUGCAUGGGGUCUGUUCUUCUUUUCGAUCGCCAAGAAGACGGAGCAACCUGUGCCGGACGGUUCGCAUCUGCUCACAGAAGAUGGAGUGAGAAACUUAUUGACGGUGGGAUGGAAAUAUGAAAAGCAAAAAGACGGAUCGCAACUCUUCCUCAAGGUCUAUGAUAAGGCCAACAUGGGAUACAGCGAUAACGAUUCCGUUAUGAUGGGUGGAGUUGAAAAGCUAGCGAUUGCGGAAGAUCAAGCGGCCCCUGCGGCUCUUACAGAUUCCACCGAUCCGACGGAUCGAGAUACUGCUACUGUGACGAAUCGCACGGUUGGGGGAGAGGGUGCUGGGAGUAGCGGGCAACACUUGUCUGCUACCUUCACCAACAACUCGUCACAGGAAAAUUCGGAUCGAGAUGAUGACAACAACUCUGAAGACAAGCGAAUGCCGAGUCUGAAGUCAAAGUCGUUCGACACUAUAUGA
Messenger RNA from Cylindrotheca closterium, 1935 nucleotides. NCBI's taxonomy places the organism in Eukaryota, Bacillariophyta, Bacillariophyceae, Bacillariales, Bacillariaceae. The record is from the annotation of a GenBank genome assembly.